AUGUGCAUCGGACAGCUCUUUGUUGUGUUCAGUCAGGCUCGUCGUGCCUGGCAAAGAGAUGAAUUUGCCGGGGCAGCAUCUGAUGACGGGCAGCCCGUGACCGGUACCAUGCUGCGAACGCUCCUGUACGUCACGACUCAUCUGAGCGAGUGGCACACGUCGGGUCUCAGGUGCCUGUGGCCGGCCGCGGCGCGGCGGGCGCGGUUGCUCCGGGACGCCGUCGUCUUCAACAGCGGACGGCCGGCGACCGCCGCGCAGCUCGAAGCCGUCGCCGCGGCGUUCCCGCGCUACAAUAAUCGCUCCGUGGAAAUCUUCUCCGCCGAGGCGACGCGGCAGGUGCAUCGCAAGGCCUUUACGCUGGGCUCGACGAAGAAGCAGAUGGGCGCCAUCCUGGCGCUGAGCGAGGCCGAGGCGCGGGGCUGGUUCGACGGCUACGACUGGGUCGUACGACUCAACCCAGACGUCAUCGUCAGCGAGGACCGCUUCCUGCGCACGCACAUGGCGCGCGACGGCAUCGACGCGGUCCUCGCCUUCUGCGGGCGGUCCUCGCCUUCUGGUACCAGCACGAGCCGUGUCCACACGGACUUCAUGGCGUGGCGCCCGGCGACAUUACCUGUGUAGAAAUCAACCAGUGAGUUAGGUUAUCCUGAGAAAUAUUGCGUGGACCUUCGUGAGCCUCCACGCCAUCGAGCCGACGCGAUCACGGCGACAACGUCGCGUCGAUGGCCUGGAAACUCCACGCCAUCGAGCAGACGCAGCUACGGAGACAACAUCGCGUCGAUGGCGUGGGGCGCCCGAAAUUUGAUUUCCACACAGGACAUUACCGCGCGGCCAGUUCGCGCUGCCGCCGAAAGCGACGACCGUCUGCGCCCAGCCGGGCGUGAUGGAAUGUAACGCUGAACGCCACGCGCCCUCGCGCCCAUCGUCGCGUCGGGCCGCUACGCGGAGCUGCCCCAGACAUUCGGGCGGGGGCGGGGCGGCUGCCGCGUCGACAGCGCCACUCGCGUGCUCCACCACCUCCCGUGGGAGGCGGCCCCGGCCUGCGAUCAGCGACGGUAAAUUUUAACAAUAGUACGAUU
Pelagomonas calceolata is the source of this 1079-nucleotide messenger RNA. Lineage: Eukaryota; Pelagophyceae; Pelagomonadales; Pelagomonadaceae. The record is from the annotation of a GenBank genome assembly.